Molecule: messenger RNA, 2214 nt
Organism: Neltuma alba
Lineage: Eukaryota; Viridiplantae; Streptophyta; Magnoliopsida; Fabales; Fabaceae
Product: receptor-like protein kinase ANXUR2
Exons: 3
Coding region: 305-1363 (352 amino acids)
Biological process (GO): protein autophosphorylation
Cellular component (GO): plasma membrane; plasmodesma
Molecular function (GO): transmembrane receptor protein tyrosine kinase activity; ATP binding
Source: RefSeq, a predicted model, not a curated record
AAAAAAAAGGGGGACAUGUAAUUGAUGGUCUUCACCCUUGCAUAGAAUUAGAAUGUAUUCUAGUCGAAGUACUGUUCGUCAACUGAUGGUCGAUGCGGCAUCAUGCCACCUCUUUACCUCAGGGAGAUUCAGGGAUCAAUCUCCAGAUUGGGUAUGUGGAAGGUGUGCGUGAAAAUCCAAGUUCCAGGGUGUUGACGAAUUUGAUUUGAUAGAUGAAAAAGGCCGUGGCGUGCCCAUUGUGAAGCGUUAGAAAAUCCAAGUCUUGAUUGCUUCAAACGCAGCUGCGAGCCGACGUUAACUGGAAAUGGGAAUCCUUCACAAUUGCUUUGGAGGCUGUGGUUCCACUUCUCGUAAACAACCUUCCACAACAAUCGAACAUCUAUGUCAUCGCUUUUCUCUUUCCCAACUUCGGAAAUUGACCAACGACUUUGACGAAAGCCGGAUUAUGGGUGAAGGGCCCAGAAGUGUGGUGUACAGGGUUUGCGUCUCCGUCGAUGGCCAACUGAGAGAUAUUGCAGUGAAGCGACUCCGACGAGAAGCAGCGAUUUCCUUAAACGGGUUCUCACGGUACAAGACCGAUAUCAUAUUUAUAUGCCAGCUACACCACCCGAAUCUGGUGUCGUUUGUUGGAUAUUGCGAUGAUAAAAAUGAAAUGAUUCUGGUCCACGACUGCGCCCCAAACGGAUCACUCUAUAAUCAACUUCACGAAACAAGGAGCAAGUCGCCAAUACGACCAUGGAGGAAAAGGCUAGAAAUCAGUAUAGGAGUGGCGCGUGGGUUGCACUACCUUCACUCAGGAACCAAACGCACCAUCCUUCAUCGCGAUAUCAGACCGGCUUCCAUUCUUUUGGAUGAGAAUUGGCUUCCCAAACUGGCACAUUUCGGGCUUUGUUUAAGAGGACCAAAGUUUUCAGCAAAGGAUAUGAAACCCAUACGGUUGGAAUCCGUUGAAGGCCCUUGGGGAUACAUAGCUCCUGAGUGCUUUAGUGCUCCUAAUGUCACGUAUAAAUGCGAUGUCUAUUCUUUUGGGGUCAUUUUGUUAGAACUCAUCUGCGGAAAGACUUUAUCCCAAAUUAGUCAGCAUAAGGGGCGUCAUACUGAAGCUGCAAGUGUUAUUCCAUUUACAUUCAGUGUCGUUAAGGAAGUACGUAAUUUGGGAGGAACAGGAAAUGCUGAGGGAAUUAUGGAUGAGUGUUUGGUGGGAGAAAUAGGAGGAGAGUGCUGGAAAUUGUACAUGGACAUUACAGAGAGUUGCUUGAGUGAAGAUCCCAAUGAGAGGCCACAUAUGGGAGAAGUUGAAAUUCAACUUGAACGUGUGUUGCAACUACAAGAGGAAGCAGAUUCUAACAAUACAUCCUUGUGAUUUAAUUUCUCUUCUUGUUUGAAUCUUCCGUGCUUACUCUGAGGCUAGAAAGUACUUGCUUGUGUCUCUUAAUUACUAGAUUGAGAACAAAAUGAUGAAUAUGAUCUUACAUUUGGGAUCAAAUUAGCCCACCAUAAAUCUGUUUUUGUUUUGAAGACAAGGAGAGUGGUCCAAGGACUGUAAAAGGUGUGAAUUUAAUUAGUCCCAGAAAAAUACUGGAAAACAGGCAGUGCCAGAGUCCGUUAUGUGAUAUCCCUGGUGGAGUUACAGCAACGCAUGUGGUCGUUCAACCCCCUGCUGGGGACAAAGAAACAUUUCUAAUUCUAAUUCUGCACAUCACUUAACGUUCACUUUUGGGAGGACACUGAGCUGCUCAAAUUGACUCUCCUAUAUAUUUCUAACAAAUCUAAAUCACCUACUUGCAGAAGGAAGCAAGAAGUGAACCGAGGCAGAGCAAGUGUGUUUGUGUAAUAUUAUGGCACUCCCGGCGGAAGACAUCAAAGAUGACAUCUUUCCUGGUUGAUCAAGUGUUACACUCUCAUUCAGUUUAACAUGAUUUUUAACUGCCAAAAACUUCCUCAUCACUCAACUUUUAUCUGCUUUAUUGUCUGGUUGUCACAAGAGGCUGAGAGAAAUGGGCCUGGUGAAGAUUGUGAUGCUAGUUAUACAGAGGUGGUUCCUCUGAGACAGUAAACUCUGUACAGAAUUUUCAUAGGUGAUGCUUUUCUAGGUGGAGUUCCUUGUUGGGUUUUUAUAAUUGUUUGUUGAAAUGAAACCAACUCUAUACAUUGCCUUCAUGUACAUGACUAUAUAUGUGUGUGUGUAUAUAUAUAUAGAUAUUAAAAAAAAAA